UCCCAGAACGCUACGAAAUGACAACGGAGGGGCUCUCCCCUCAGCCGACGCAGGGUAUCACCCCAUAUGCUACAGUUGUCGUCGAUAUUGAAGGCACGACGACACCCAUAACGUUUGUCCAUGACGUAUUGUUUCCAUAUGUCAAGGAAAAUCUUGAAAGCUUUUUAGUGGAAAACUGGGACAAUGAAGAGUGCGUGGAAAAAGUAGCGGCAUUAAGGGAGCAGGCAAAAAAAGAUGUCGAGCAAAAAGUAGAAGGAGCUAUGCCGAUUGUCGACGCUGCACAUCCUGAUCGUGAAGAGAUCUGCAAGUCAGUCAUAGCCAACGUCAAAUGGCAGAUGUCCAUAGAUCGGAAGAUUGGCCCGCUGAAGGCUUUGCAGGGAUAUAUGUGGCGGUCUGCGUACGAAAGCGGGAGGAUAAAGGGAGCUGUUUACGAAGACGUCGUUCCCGCCCUCCGAAAUUGGAUUGAGCAAGGGAUCGAUGUCUACAUAUACUCGUCCGGGAGUGUGGAAGCACAGAAGCUGUUGUUUGGGUGGUCGGUUGAAGGCAAUAUUCUCAAGUACUUCAAAGGUCACUUUGACACUGGAGUGGGAUUGAAGGUUGAGAAAGCAAGUUAUGUGAAAAUCAGCCAUGAAAUCAAGCAAGCCCCUGAACGGAUCUUGUUCAUCAGUGACAACAUCAAAGAAAUCGAUGCUGCCAUUCAGGCUGGUUACCAGGUAGCCAUCACCAACCGUCCGGGCAAUGCUCCGUUACCUUUCCCCCCCGAAGCCACAACAACCACCUCGAUCGAAGUUUGUGGGCAGCAAGUACCUAUUAUAGACACGUUCACAGAAGUCUUCGAGCGGACGAGCAGCUUCCAAGCAGCUAGCAGACCUAAACAGGGAGAUUUUAAACUAGACGAUUUGAUUCACCUGGAAACAAUGUUCGAGGAGCUGGGCCGUGAGGAUGGGUUGCGAGAUGGGAUACAUGCUGGGCAUACCGAAGGAAGAGUAGCUGGGACUGAACGUGGGUUUGAAAUGGCACGUGAGGCAGGAUUCUAUUUCGGUGCUGCAAAAAUGUGGGCCGAAGCGGCACAGAAAGGAUUCGUAGAGACGUCAGACCGAGGUAUGAAGGCUGUUCAGCUGCUGAGAGCACAGGCACAGGACUUCCCGCUUGAAAACACACACGACUCUGAGGGACCAGACCCAGUUACAUCGCUUGAUCGGAUACGGGGAAGAUUCAAAGUAGCCUCUUCCGCAUUUGGGACAUAUGCUACGGGCCAGAGAUAUAGGGCAGAUGAAAAUACGAGACCGCGGAUGAAUUUCUAGAUGUUACUUGAGUAUGUUCAUUACUUGUCACCCGGGCGAUGCAAAACAGGGCGGCGCUAUGGUAUGCUAUAUACUAGAUCUACUCCUAACUUAGAUAUGUGCCGUUGAUUCCUCCCAUAAAGUCUUCCCGCUACAUGAACACACUGUCUUGGGGUUUUCAAACACUCCAGCUGAUCGGGCUAUAAUACCACACACGGAAUCGCUCUUUGGGACUCCAGACUGCUUCGAACUUUGCAACUUUUCCAAAACGAUAGAUCUCCCAAUGACGUCC
Spizellomyces punctatus DAOM BR117 is the source of this 1575-nucleotide messenger RNA. Its product is annotated as 2,3-diketo-5-methylthio-1-phosphopentane phosphatase. Lineage: Eukaryota; Fungi; Chytridiomycota; Chytridiomycetes; Spizellomycetales; Spizellomycetaceae. Gene Ontology annotation, molecular function: acireductone synthase activity; magnesium ion binding. The transcript is spliced from 9 exons. The record is from RefSeq and is a predicted model, not a curated record. Bases 18 to 1304 code for a protein of 428 amino acids.